AUGGCUGUUUCUCGACGUAGCACCGGGGCUGGCGGUCUUCUUUGCGCCAUUGCUGUGGGCUCACUGCUAUGUGAAGGCUUCGUUGGAAGUCCAGAAGCGGUCGUGACACGCAGAGUUGCGGCCGCAGCCUCGCACCGGAGUCGGCGAUUCGUUGUUGAUGCAGUCGCGUGGUUUGCAGCGGCCGGUGCCACAGAAGCGACAGCAGCACCCAUUCAAUUCAACGCGCAGCUGGCUGGGGACUUGAGCGAGGCCCAGAAGCGAAGCAUCAAGGCAUACCUUGAGAAGAACAAGGAUGCUCCGACUGUUGAUGUGGUCAUUGGUGAGCGGCCGAUGAAGGUCUAUGUGAAGCCGACGGCUGAGGAGCUCAGGCCCGGGAGCCCCGAAUUCAAGGCACGAGUGGCCAGUGUACGUCCUGAUCUUGGCGAGCGUCUUAUCGAUGCGGAGAAAGCAGCGAAGAUGGUUCAGGACGGGGCUGUCCUUGUGGAUGUUCGCACACGCGAAGAGGUCUUGGAGCAGACCGGAGGCGAGCUUCCCAAGGUCGCUGCUCUGGUGCCCCUGGACGAGUGGGCAGGGCGCGCUCCGCCGCCGCUCAUGCGAGGCAAGAAGGUCGUCCUGACGUGUUUCCACGGCAACAAGAGUGUGCUUGCUUGGGAAUCUCUGCGCUCCCAGUUCGUGGAUGCCUAUGUGCUGGACGAUGGGGUUGCGGGCUGGAAGGCUGCAGGUUUGUCUACACGGAAAGUUUGA
Molecule: messenger RNA, 744 nt
Organism: Symbiodinium sp. CCMP2456
Lineage: Eukaryota; Dinophyceae; Suessiales; Symbiodiniaceae
Source: the annotation of a GenBank genome assembly